Cyprinus carpio (common carp) is the source of this 2036-nucleotide messenger RNA. Its product is annotated as alpha-1,6-mannosylglycoprotein 6-beta-N-acetylglucosaminyltransferase B-like. Lineage: Eukaryota; Metazoa; Chordata; Actinopteri; Cypriniformes; Cyprinidae. Gene Ontology annotation, biological process: protein N-linked glycosylation. The transcript has 3 exons. Gene Ontology annotation, molecular function: alpha-1,6-mannosylglycoprotein 6-beta-N-acetylglucosaminyltransferase activity. The record is from RefSeq and is a predicted model, not a curated record. The coding region runs from base 35 to 628 and encodes 197 amino acids. Gene Ontology annotation, cellular component: Golgi apparatus.
UGAGCAGCAUGUGUUUGGUGUAUAAGUUGCAGAAAUGUCUCAAGUUUCUGUUGUGUCUUUUGUCAUUUGUGGGUUUGCACAGGUGGAGCCCUUUAUACCGUCUGAGUACACUUGUGAAGGCAUGCUGGAGAGAGUGAAUGCUUACAUUCAACAUCAGGAUUUCUGUCGCCGCAGCAGUCCAUUCCCUACAGCCAAUGAUUCCAGAUCAUGGUCUGGGAAUCCACCCAGUCCUUUCCUGCAGCUGCCCAACUCCACAGCUUUGAUCUGGGCUCCCAACAUCACUGCUCCGGCCUGCUGGCCGCCCCUCAGCGCCCUUCGGCUAUUCCUGUCUCCAGAGGACUCGUCCUGUGUGAAAACCUGCCAGGAUGCCGGUCUAAUCUGCGAGCCAGCUUUCUUUCCUUUCAUCAACAAUAUAGAGGCCUUCAAUGGGCUUAACGCUCAGUGUGAGUCUUUAGAAGCGGAGAAGAACCAUGUGUUUCCAGCCGUACAUGUGGACAGGAGAGAGUGUUUCCAGCAAAAGGAGCCGCUGCUGUUCAGUUGCGCUGGAGUCAGUGCCAAACACCAGAGGCUUUGCCCAUGCAGAGACUACAUUCACGGCCAGGUGGCGCUAUGCAGGGACUGUCUUUGAGCUUUCACCAUAGACAUCUGGGGAUGUCUAUGGUAAACCGAGGCCAGUCGUGGAUAGCCAAACAUGUCCCCAGAACGCCGUUAUCAAAGGGUUCAAGGGAAUUGUUGGACUGAGGUCAUUGACGAAGCUUGAAGAUGCGUCCAGAGAAGUGUCCUCACUCUUGGUUACUUUAAUCCAAAGCAAAACUUUGCCUCCAGGUGAGCUAGUGAAGGUAAGCAAGAUGGUAACCUUGUGUUAUGAGGUUCACCAUCUAAUGGAGUCUAUCUGAAAGAGCUCAGCAGCUGGUGGUUUCAAGGGUGGACGACGUGAUUUGAAAAUAAAUGCAAAAUACAGUUUUGAGUUUAGAGCUCCUUUGUGAUGCAGGUCAGACUCUAGAAGCUGUAGCUUUGGGAAUGCUGGAAGUGCCAGAACUGUACAUGAAUUUAAGUCAACAUGAAAGAUUAUAGAGAGUUGUAGGAUGAUGUAUUUUUGUAGGCUAAAACCUAGAAACAAGAUGCAUCUCAGUACUUCCGUCCAGAAAUUGAUUUUUUCAAAAGGAUUUUGGUUAAAUGUCUUAAAUAAGGUGUGUGUUUAACACAAACUCAAGAUACUUUCAUGGUUUAUUCUACGACAUAAAAUACAGCAUACCCACUUGUGAUUUUUCCAUCAAGGUGAUGCAGACUUCAAGGUUGACCUACAAAAAUACAUCAUCAUCGCAGCGCAUACCCAUUUUAAUGUGCUAUAUUUUGGAGAACGCAAUCACGCAAUGGAGUCAGAACUGAGUUUGCAGUGGUUUGUAAUGAAACACUGUCCUGCUGAAGCACCUCUGUCAUCUAAUUUUGAGGAGGCUUUUUGACCAGAAUUCACCAAGUUUACCUGCAUUACCAACAACAGUAGCCUGAAACAGUAAAUAAUAUCUACUUGACUACCGGUUAAAAUCAACCCUCUCAAACACACUGUUUAAGAUAUGAAUUAGAAAUUUUUUGUGAACAUUUAUGUUGUUUAGGUGAAGAAAAAUCAGCUUGCACACAGGAAAUGAUGUAUUAGCUGUAGUUUCUAUGCAACUUUGGGUCCGCAUGGUUGCUGCUUCCUAGCACUUCAAUCUGGGCAUACGUCAUUUCAGAGGCGGAGUCAUGAAAGUUUACAGAGAGCAUUUUCUUAAGAAUAACAUGUAUUAUAAGACCAGCAGUGCAUAUUAUUAAUUAGGGUCAGUUUUGGUUUCAUGUUGACUUAUAAGUUCAUAUGGAAUUAAAUUAUCUGCUGUGAAAAAAAAUUAAUAAAAUACACUCUCUACUUAAAGAGAAUAGAUGUGAAAUAUUUACAGAUUUACUCGAAUUCAUUGUGUAAAUAUGUGCAUUUUACAUAUUUCAUAUGCGCUAUUGUUUGUACAAAAUAAAAUAUACUUUUAAAAUUGGUGUAUUUACAUUUU